Molecule: messenger RNA, 25584 nt
Organism: Xyrichtys novacula (pearly razorfish)
Lineage: Eukaryota; Metazoa; Chordata; Actinopteri; Labriformes; Labridae
Source: the annotation of a GenBank genome assembly
GAGAGAGGGGGGGGAGGCAGGGGGAGGAGGAAGGGAAGGAAAGGGAGAGGAAAGAAGAAGUUUCGACCCAUCUCCGAUGAAGUUAUUCAAACUGCGAGACUCCUGGCGGACAUUUUCGUCGACCUUUUGUCCUGUUGGAUGAAAGUUAAAGUGAAGUUUAGUGCAGCAACAGUUUGGUGGGCAGGAGGGGCUUCUCGAGGGGGAAAGGAGGAGGAAGAGAGCUGGUAAGUUGGCUCGUUAAAGUUGUCCACACUUUUUUUGGGGCAUGGCUGUGGGCUCUGAGCGUGCUGUGCGUCAAUGUACUGCAGUUAUUGUAGACAUGAAAAGUUUGAAACUAUGGCUCCGUCUCUGUGGUGCCUUCAGGGACGCUUUGCUCUACUUAUGCUUGAGUUGCAUGAAGACAACAGAGUAGUGUAGCCUGUCGGGUUACUGUAAAAUUGUUGCUCAUGAUCACACGGGGUUGUGCACCUAUUGGUAUAUGUAAGUGUUCCUCUUCGUACUGUCAGAUGAGUGUUUGAGUUUUAGUAGGUUUAUUUUAGACUUGCCUAUCUGCAGUUUUCUUUUUGAGCAGUUUGUUAAAGUUGUUGUCACAGUUUCAGCACUUAAACACAAAGGCAGGGAUAAAAGUGGACCCAGAGGCCCCAACACAAGAACCCAUUGGUUAUCUAUGAGACACAUAAUCUCAGAUUGAAGUAGAGCUGAAACAAGGGAGUGAUUGAAAAGUCAAUAAGCAGAAAACAAAUCAAAACUUAACCUAGUUUCACAAGUUUUAAAUACUUUGAACAUUUCUUUCUAAAAUGUGUCAAAUUUGAAGGUAUUUAGAUUUUUUUUUGUUUCGCAUGAAUGCAAACUAGGGGUGAGAGAAAACAUCCAUUCAUUUAAGUAUCUCAAUUUUUGUUUUUACAAUUUAUAAAUCAAUUUUUUUGUUCAAAAAUCUUUUUUUUCUUCUCCAAAUUUAAGAAUAAAGGUCCUUACACACUGGGGCUGACGCGAAUAUAGAACGCAAAAUUACAAAAUAUUCAGAGGUGAAUUUUGACACGCCUGACUAUACACAUCAAGCACCGACUUUCCAGUGGGGGAAAGAUGUAUCCUGGGGAAGACUUUUCACCUCUGAUUGGCUAGAAAAGCUGGAAACGUCAUCACACGUUCAAGCCAAACGGUCAGCACUUAUAGCCAAUCAGAGGCGAUAAGAUAAGCACAUGAAACUAUGGUAACAACCGUUAGCACAUGUUAGCACAGAUAAAAGUUAAAACAAAGACAUUUAGCAAACUGUUACAGCACACAAACUAUCGUCAUAUGAGAGAUCCGACGCUAUGACUCUCCACAAGUUGUUCUUCAGGUCGUUAUCUUUGUAAUGUUUGUGUCUUUUAUCAAAAAGCACUCUGUUCUCCGACAUGUAAACAACAGCCAGUCGGCCAUGUUGGAUAUACCGGUGAAUCUGACGUCGCAAGCAACAACACGCAAUCUGAUUGGUCAGAAGUGGACACACAGUAUGCGAAACUUUGGAAAAAUCGACCAUGAUCUGAAAAAAUAAAUGCCGCAAUAUUGCAGGACGGGAAAAUGUCGCCGAUGUGAACGCUUGUAUUGACAGGAUACGGGUUCGAAAAAAAAUAUUGACGUCUGAAAUAAUCGCACGAUAAAAAGGUUCCCGGUGUGUAAGGACCUUAAAAAUCAAGAAAAUUGACAAUAUCCUAGAAUUGCAAUUUAAAUCAAAUCAGUAUCUAAAAAAAUUGUAGAGGAAUCGAAUCGGUAGAAAAGCAUAUCAUCCCAGCCCUAUUGCAAACUUACUACUUUUGCAACAUAGACUAUUGAUUCGAGCCAUAUUAUCCUGUCAUGUCACAUUUAUACAGUGUGAUUGUCAAUUUUCACAAAUGUUUGGGGGUUUUACAGAAAAAAAAUGUGGAAAUUAUUGGCCUAUGAAUAGAAAAGGAAACGACAACUAGUUUCAGCCUCUAAAGUGAUGAAGUGAAAGAGUGUAGAGUUUACAGAAAGGGUCUUGGUAGUGUCACAUUCAAGCCGAUCUCAUCAGAAAAUUGUCAACGAGAUAAACUCCAUAUUUCAGAUUGCACUGAUAUGCUGUUGACUCUAGGGCCUAUCAGUGCACACAUAUAAGCACAUGCACACACACACACAACUCUGUACACAAUCACACUUUAAACUCAAAGUUAUGCUUUGCAGUUUCGUCCGGGUCGAGUGUAUCAGCUAACCUAUCAGCAAAACACUCCUCAGAUGUGUUAAAACAGGGUCACAGAGGUAAAGAUCGCUGUCAGACAGGCGGUUAUGGAAACAGACUGAAGGGUCCAUGUGGAAUGAUUGAGGCAACUGAGAGCAGGGGGCUCAGGCUCUUAUCGGGGUCAGCCACACCGCUCAGACUAGCAGCAUCUGACAUGAUAUUAUUAUAUGGUGCAAGUUAUCUCCGCUGAUGAAAUGGAGGAGGAAGAGAGGGUGCAAUCAUCAACUGACUCCAAAAAAAGAGGUAGACUCAGACACACGUCAAUGAGCUAGACAUACAGGACACAUGGGCACCUACACACACACAAACACACACAUAUACACACAAAAAGAAAAACCUUAAGGACCAAAACAACACAAUCAGGAAGGACAGCCCCAUACACAACCUGUCAGUUCAAGUGAAGCAUCCCAGCCACUCAAUCACAGCAUUGACAUCAUCCAAAAUCCACUUGAUUAAAAUUGGAUCUGUCCAAUUCGGCUCAAACCGCAUCAGUCACUGCUGGAGGGUGUAGUCUUGACUGACAGCACAGUGUGACACACUUGUGAUUGUUACGGCACUUUGACAGGUGUGUCUGCGCAUAACCACACGCUGCCUCACAAACACACACACACAGACAAACGUUUCAGAAAUAAGCAGUGAAUGUUAGCGCUGUCAUUAGCCUCAAAUUUAUCUUCUGAUACCUGAAACUUUCCUUUUGAUAAAACAGGCCUGUGAUAUACUAAGCUGCUAUACACACAUCAGGACUAUUGACAGACCAUAACGUGGGUGUGUGUGAAUCUACUUCUAUGUGUUUGUCUGAUGUGUUCACUAAAUCUGUCUGUCUGCCACUGUGGGGUUAAGUGUGUCUAUGUGUUUAUGUCUGAUGUGUGCAUAUGUGACAGUCAGUGUGUGUGUGUGUGUAUUCUGGAAACAACCCGUGGGAGUUUGUUUUCGAGGUCGUAGCAUGUGGUUGUCCAUGUCGACUUCUACACAAUGGGGCCUGAGCCUCAGCUGUGUUUCCUCCUGCUCAGUGGAGUGCAACACACUCAAAAGUUGAGUGCGCUUGCUUAACCACAGUUAACAUGAAAUCCCACUCUGCGUGCCGUUAAAAACGAGAAGUUGGUUUAGCUUUGGUUUAACUUUCAAAAAAACAACUGAGGCCAUACUUCAGAAAUUGGUUCAUCAGUUUGAACCUCGUGCGUCAUAAUCUUUGAGAAGGAAAACGAAUCUUAGAUCUUUUUAGAUGUUCAUCUCUAAAUGCAGGAAGCUGAGCAUGCACAUUUGGAAGUCACCUCUUUUUGCAUCGCAGGGCUUCACUAUCUGUUUGGCAGAGAUGUGUGAGACUGAAGUUGUUCUUUUGACGAUCAGGGUCACUGAGGUCUAGGUUGAUAUCAGGCAAGAGGGUUCCUCACAGAAGUAGACCAUUCUGAGAUUGUCUUGCUAUUUAUCAUUUAAACAAAAACUGUUGUAUUAGGGUAUUAUUUUUAGUAUGGCAAUUGGCAUGAAAAUCAGGGAGGUAUCAAUCCCAAUGUUUAAAAUACCAACAUUGUUUUCUUGUGUUUCUUCAAAUGAGUCAUAAGAUUGAAUUUAUUUAGCCGUUACUAGAAGUCCCUCCUCAUCUUGAAAUGUCACCGGAGGAAAUCUGACAAGCUGUCUGCUGCUGAUCUCUCUCAGACGGUGCAAUACUCCCACACUGUUGACAUUUUCUUUCACGUUUGACCAUGAUUACAAACCAGAGUACGUUCAGCAGGAAUGAUUUCUGCACAUUUAAAAAUCUCUUAUCUCUGAAUCAGAAAAUAGGUGUGUUAGCGUGCCAGCGUUAAAUUGAUGUAAAACAACAGAUGAACAUCAGCUACUGCAUUGCACAUUAUUUGCAGACGGGCUGAUGCCUGUCAACAGGGCAAAUGUUGGUCAAUACAGAUGCUCAACCAAGACAGAAGCACAUCUGCAGGUAUUGUCACUUCUGUUUUAUCAUGUCCUGAGUUACCCUGUGAUUUCACCCUCCUCAGGCUACUUUUGUCUGUGGGUUUAUUUUGCAGGUGGAGGAACACGUAUCUGUAACACCUGCAAUUUGGGCCAUAAUAAACAAACAGAUUUUCUGACAUAAAAAUUAAAGCACUGAAAUUUCCAGAAAGAGAACAUACGCCUUCUUAAAUAGAUCAGAGGUCGUUUAAAUGAUCUAAAUGUCAUGAUCUUGUCUUCAGCAGCUGACAGCUCACCUCUCAUACCAGUUUUUUAGGCUGGUCUCUUAAGAAAGGGGCAGAGCUGAUGGAGAUCCUUAUGGAUAAUACACAUAGAAUAGACAAGUGCUUCAUGAAACCUCAGUUAAAAUAAAACUUGACACCUAAUUUUAUCAUUGGAUGAGAAAAUAGUUUAAGUAAAGCUGGGCAGAUAAGAAUGCUAGUUGUUAAUGAAGCUUCUAGUUAAUCUUAAAUAAAGUCUUGCUGGCUGCAAGGUGUACAUUAAAAAACAAAACUACUCUAAUCUAAAUCUUUAUUUUGAUUUAAAUUUUAUUGUUUAUAAUGCGAACAAGACCACGUGUAGAAGUUUUGUAGUUAAGAAAUAAGCCUUAUGUUUUGAUAAUGUUCAUCUAAGCCUACAAAAGUAAGUUAGUUAAAUAGUUGAAAGUAAGAACUAAAAACAGCACAACAUCUCUUAAAAGAAACUGAUAGUUCAGACUCUUCAUUCUCUACAUACUCUGUGCUGUAUCUCAUUUUCAUCUUGUAAAACAUUUAUCGUAACUCCACGUCCUUUCUGCUCAGUAAGACAAACUGAAUAGCUUGAAAAAAAAAGAGAUUCAAUCUUGAAACCAGAGAAAAAAGUUGAAACAUGCCCAACAUUUGCAAAGUUAUUGCACAACUCUUCUGUUUUUUGACUCUUGAUGUGGAUACAUUUAGCUGUUGCUGAAAAAGCCUUAGUUUUUUUUGGGAACUGAAGUGGAGAAAUAAGACAGUCUAUUUGACACACUAACCGUUACACAGUGAGUGGGAAGUAGUGAGAGGAGUAAGGCAGCAGGAAGGGAAUGAUGGAAGGAGAUAGAGAUGUGGUUUGAGGGGGCGGUCGGCGGGGGGGGGGGUAGGCACAACCUAAAAUAGCCAUCUCACAUGUUUGCUGUGUGCGUGGGGAGCUAUGAAACCAGCAGAAAGGCCUCUCGUGAAUGCCUGCCUAAUCUAAUGUUCACUGCAGGCCCUAAUUUUUGGAAAUUUGAUUGUCGUUUCCCCAUCUAAAUAUACGUGUGUUUUUGCACGUCUCUUCCACUCAGAGCGGCUUCCCUCGGCGGUGGACGCCCCUUUUCCUUCUGCACUCAUCGUCUUCAUCAUCAUCUGUCUCAUCUUUGUAAUGUGAACUGAUGUUAGGCAGAGUCUGGCAGGAGUCCAGAGAGGGAAAGGUCAGCAACUAGGCUCAUUUACUCAUCUACAGUCAGAUUUUGGACCCAGUGUAUGCAAGGGGGUGAGUGAGACCAGCUAAAUCAGAUUAUACACACACAAACACACAUAUAUGCAAAGACAAACACAAAGACCACAGUACAGAGUAGACAGAUCAGGCAUGGACAUACAGCAGCAGAUCUAGGACUCUGUCUUAUCCCUGUGUCUAACGGUUUUGUAUAAUAAAUAGUGAUAAGCUGCAGCUCCUACACUUCAUGCAUAGAAACAACACACACUGGCUGCUACACACUCAUUCGGGCAAGCUGAGACACAAACAUCCUACACAUGCAGUCCUUUUAGUUAAUUCCUUUCAUACCACAGAGUGUGUGUUUGAACAUGCACGCCGGAUUAUCAUCCUCCUUCUAUCACUCUUCCUCACUUUCUCCCUCUCCUUCUGGCCCAAUCCCCGCCACAUUUCGCUGUGUUGUCUCUGUGCGCUUAAUCAACUGGCUUCUUUUAUAUCAAGGAGGUCUCAUGACCCACUCCACAGCUGAUCCAGGGAGCGAAGCAUGCUGGGAGUCAAGUAGCUGCGAGGGCCGCAGUGGAGCACGUUAUGAUUGGCUUUUGAGUUCGCAUGUUUGUGUGUGUUUGUGUGUGCGUACAGCCUGCUGAUGUGCACUCUGGUGUUUUUAGGGCUACAGACUCACAGGCAGCUUGUGUUGGCCCAUGGAAUAUAUGGUAAGACUUUCGAACAAUACAAGCAGCUGAUCAAAAACACACUCCGACACAGUGGCGAGGGGGAGGCUGUUUCUCAACACAUUUCAGUACCAAAUAGAUCAAAUUUCAAAUGUUAGAUAUUAAAGACACUGCUUUGACAGUAUUCGGGGUUUAAAAUGAGAGAUUUAAGCAAGUUCAACCUCUUUGUCACACAUAGUAGUUCUUGGCUGCACAAUUAUCAUAAUAGUGCUCGAAAAAAUACUAUUUUAUUAAGAUCAUGUUUGUUUUUUUUUGAAAAGGCAGCAGUAAAAUUCGGAUGAUUCAACAAUUUUUUAAAUAGAACAAAGUCUGAUAAGAUACAGUCUUGCAUGAUGUUCCAUAGUUCCAUUGAUUUCAUAGAUAUUACGCAUCCAUCCCUUACAUUUUUGUGAACUAAGCAGGAUACUGCCAUAUUAGGCAUUGACAGAUCCUCUGAUGAUGCAUUUUGGAGUCAUGCAGAGGAGCAAUCUGGCUAGACGUCAUGAUCAUACUGCUGACCAAAAUACACAUUUGACCUACCACUAAAGCAUCAAAGAUAUCUCUGAUUAGCUUAGCUCAAAGCUGUAAAAAGUUCAAUGACUCUUGCGUCAGUGUUCGUUCCUUCUCUGCUACCUUGGUUAUAAAAUAAUCACUGAUAGUCCACAUUAGUCAACAGGGAACUAAAUCACUAUAAGGGAUGGAGAAUGAUGAGAUUUCAUUGACACCAAUUCCAUGAAUGAGUUUACUUAUCAAUCCAAUUUAAUUAAUGAAGAACUUGAUUUCCUGUGAAUUUUCUGUGUGGAAACAAAAAUAGGCUGUUUUUUAUUCUGUCAACGACACAAAUUUAAUAGGAAGUUCUAAAACUUUAACUACCCUGCUCAGACAGAGAAGUCUAGCUUCUGACUGCAGAUACAGCUUCCUGUUGGUUGACAGAUGGCUGCCUCUAUCAAGCAUGGUGAGCUAAUGACAGAAAAAACUUUAAUCUCUAAAAUUAAUACAUAAAUCAACACAGAUUACCUUUAACUGAAAAGCUGGAAGUCUCACAAAGUGAGUGGAUUUCAUCAUAAGACACUUCGUCAUACUAAAGGUCCUUACACACCAGGGCCGACACAAAUAUAGAACGCGAAAUCACGAAAUAUUCUGAGGCGAAUUUUGACACGCCUGACGAUACACAUUAAGCCUGAUGCAUUUUUAAGAUUUUCCGGGGAUAUGAUUUUGACAGGAUAUGAGUUCAAAAAAAUAUAUUGAUGUCCCAAAUAAUCGCACGACAAAAACGGUCCCGGUGUGAAAGGACCUUAAAGCUGAUAUUGUAAAUACAUCGGUAAGAGAAUUGUUAAGCAUAAAGGCAAAUGGGGUUGAUAGUUCAAACCAUUUCUUUAUUCAGAUCCCGAAUCAUGACAUCACAUCCAUUUUUGAACACCAAAUCACUACUUUAAACUGAACUGUUAAGUAGUUUGGCUUCACUACCAGGGAUCAGUCAUGUCGUCCACCAACGUAGUCUUACAGAGUCUUACAGAGUCCUUUUGUUAGUAUGUAGCAUACCACUACCAUGUGAAACCAGGCACCAAGGUCAUGGACAGUAAUUAUGUAUGAAUAAUUGUGCAGCCCUGUGUAUAUUUAUAAUGAUUUGACUGAUUUACUGUUAACUGCAGUGUGAUGUAAGUUUAUUGGGUACACUGAGCUAUGAAUUGUCAAACAGUUCUCCAGUAAAACACUCUAUUGUUCCCUUUUUGCUCUCUGUCUGUAUACAAGAUUGCAGAAAUAGUGAAAGGUCUAAAAGAAAACAGGUUUUAUGUUUCUGCCAACCCUGAGCCACUUUGUUUGAUGUGUUUGACUAGUUUAGCAUGGUGCAGACUUCUGGUGGAGGGGGCUUUUCUAUAUCAAUCCCUAUAAAACCAAUCACAGCUAUUCACACCAUAAAUGUGAUGUACGGUGGUGGAUUUCACCUGGAGUGACCGUCUCGUUCUCUGCAGUUGUCUGAUUUGGCUCCCUCUUGUCCCUAAAUGCACUACUACCUUGAAUGAACACAAAAUAGUGGUCAGACGCAGUACUGCAGGGACUUUGUAUAUGUUGGGGUGUCAUCUGAGGACUCUUGGUCUUCCAACUUUUAGUGUCACUUUCUGGGUGAUUUUGUCUGCUUUCUACAACACUGCCUAUCUCAUCAGAUAUGCUCUCGUAUUUGGCUCCAUCUGUGUCUCUGCUUAUUGCUUGCUUCUAUGGAUUCACUUUGUUGUUGCUGUUUUUUUGCCUUGUGAUAACCUCUCCUUUCCCCUAGAGAGCUCCGGUUUUUAGAAAUAGAGGGGAUUUAUUCCACCGCUGCCUUUCUGUGAAUGUGUUUUUGAUGUGUCCACUUUCAUCAAGGUUACGCCGAGUGACCUCAUGUCACACACUCUGUGCAGCACUCUUCCUCUGUCUGUCUGUCUCCAUCCUCUCUCUCUGUCCCUUUCACCCUGUUUCUCAGGUUACCAAACAUGAAGAAAGGAGGAGCAUUGACUUGUCAACAUACACAACCCCCCAGCCGACACAUGUACACACAAAAACAUAUUCCUCUCCCCUUUCUAUCCCUCACUUUCUCUCCCAUUUUUCACAUCUCCAUCUCCCCUUGGCGUGUAUGCGUUAUUGUGCAGGAGCGCAGCAUCUCUCUGUGCAUGCACAUGCACGCUGCUAAAUGACUGAGGCUGCAGAGAGGAGGUAGGGGGAAGGGGAGGAAACAGGAAGGAGGUAGAAUGGGAGGAUAAGAGGUGGAGGGAGGGGAGGCAGCCGCCACGAGUGUGUGUGUGUGUGCGUGUAAGAGUGAAAGAGGGAGAGAGGGAGACGGUAAGAGAGAAAUGGGAGGCAGCAUCACCCACCCAGACUGGGAGGAGGUGGGGGAGGACAGACAGCGUGAUCGUCCCUCCAACAGACAGAGGUGGAAGGAAAGUGGGAAUAAGAGACAGACGUGAGGGGGGAGAAAAGGAGCACAAUGAAGGAGUGCCAUUGUGGACACUGGCAGCACUGCCAUUUCACCAUCUGCUGAAGAGAGAGAGAGAGAGAGAGAGAGAGGCAGAGGAGGGAAGAGAAGAGGAGGCAGCCGAACUGAGGACAGCAUAGAUGGAGAGGAGCUGCCGGCAGUGACUUUGUGAAUUAAUCGAGCGGAAGAGCGGAUCAGAGGGGAAGCACGUUUUUCAGGGAGUGGACGGACGAAGGGCCAGAAAGAGGAAGGAAAGGACGGAUGACCCGACAGUCUUUGGCUGUUCAAAAAUUAAUGUGCUGCUCAUGUGAAUUUGGAGCCCAGCUUUAGCUAAAUCACCAUGGAUCAACUGUAUGCUUUUUAAACCAAAAAAAGGAGCUAUUAAUGAUUUAUCAUUCAUGUACAAAAAAACAAAGACAGAACUCUUCAGGAAAUUGAUUAGACUCACUUUCUACAGGAGAAUUUGACAAACUUUUGUGUGUUUUUGUAAAUACAGACUGCUUCUUACUUUUGAUUUUCUAUUCUUAAAGAGAAAAGAUCUACUCAGCAGGAUGUUAUACAAUCAUUAUUAUCUUUGUUAGCUGCUGCACAGAAAAUUCAGGUUGUUUUUAUGCAAGUUUUCUAAACAUCAGUGUUGUGUUUUAGGAGUCAAUUUUCAGUGUGGUUGUUGUUUACUUAAAAAGUAAUUUGUUCUUUUAAAAAAAAGAAGAAUUAAACCUUUACAUGCCGUAGUCGGAGUCAGUGCAUGCAGCCUACAUGGGAUGUCAACAUUGAUUGGGUUUUUAUGGCUGGCGCGACGCCGGUCAAACUUUGAUCAUUUCCUGAAACCUAUUGAUCGAAGUCUGUUGUUUUUCUUCCUGUUAGUUCAAAAGGAGCUCCGACGUUGAGCCUCUGAUGCAGCGGCUAAUUGCUGCCGUGUUGUUUGACAGAGCAGUUAUCUCUUUGUCUAAAGAUUUCUGCUGUUGUCGGGACUUCUCCGUGUAUGUCCUCCACAGGCAUCUCUUUUAAUGUCUGUUGCCAUAGCAACGGGCGGCAGCUGCAGACGAAGCGAGAUGUAAAGUUCUUUUCUUUUGUCUUAUCUAUUAAACUGGUGCUGUUUCAUUAGGUAAGUGUGUGAUUUCGGCUGAUUAGAAGCAGCGGUCGUGAGUAGUUCUUGUUUGUGUGCAGUUUUUUGGGACUUUCUUUGUCAGACAGGGUGUUUUCUAGUCUUUCACCAGACAGUCUUUGUCUAAGCGCAGCUCAGCAGUCACAGCGAAUCAGGGUUGUUUCAGGUCACCUGUCCCCCCCACCCCCCUUCCUCAUCCUGCGUGUUGGUCUGUAGCAUUGGCUCAGCCUGGUUUGUCCUGAACUCACCUUUUAUCAACAACCAUCUUCAUCAGUCAGGCUGAUGUGCUAUUACCAGGACUGACUGGAGAAAUGAGAUUAACGUCCUAAUUUCACUUGUACAUAUCACUCUGUGCAGCUGCUUGGCCUCCAGGCCCCCUAAUUACUGAUCAUUAAGUGUGCUUUGUUUGAGACAGUCUCCUCCGUUUGCUGUCUCUGUGUGGGUGACUCAGGAUCUCUUCUCAUGUAGGGGGUCAUUUCCCCUGCUGUCACCUGACCUACACUGUGUUCUGUGCACUUAAACACCCUAGGGCAGCAUUAGGGUUCACUCUGCUGACAGAGCAUUUCAGCACCCCUGUGUAUGAGAACACACCUUGAUAUUCUCCCUGGUGUUAACAAGUCCAUUGUUGUUGAAUUUCUUGCCUUUUCAAGAGGUGAUUUCCUCUGAAGACUUUGUUGUUUGAUUGAUAGAGUGACAGCCAGUCUGUUUGGUUUUAUCUGCAUGCUCUUUGAUUGUUCAAAUGCUUGGUGUCUUUUGUGACUUUUCCGGCCAUACUUUUCGGCUUUCUGGAGAUCAGCCCAGCCUGUCUGGCCGUACAUGAGUCUGACUGGAUCCUCAAUGGUGCUUCUUGGCCAAGACCAGAUGGAUGACUAGCUAGAAUUGCUAGACAAUCCCUCUGUGGUGCUAGACUGGUGUAGGCGACUGUUCCUUUGCCAUGCAUGCAGCGCCCACUACAAGCUGGCCCUGCUGUGCUUCAGACCCAGUGAAGUUCUGAAUGUUAGCACGUGGAGAAAAAUCAACCCUUUCACUUGGCAUCACUGAUACUUUGGUGCCAAAUUUACAGCCUUGUGUAAGUGUCUCGGCCAGGUGUGUGCAAACUAUGCUCUCCCUUGAGUGGGUAAAGGUCAGCAGGUUGUAAAUAUGACGACUGCCUCAACAGCACUGAGUUUCAGGCAGGCGAGUUUAGAUCAGUGCUGCAGGUGUAGCUUUGCCUCUAGUUGAGGUCAAACCGCUGCAGACCGUUUUGUUUUUGGGACUCUGCGAGAGACUGUUAAUGUCAACAGACUGUUGUUUGCCUUCUAGGUUGGUCUAUGCAGAAAAUGAGAUGUGACUGUGUGGUAGCUUGUUGUAAUACUGAGAUUGAACCUGCUGCUUGAUAAGCCCUGCCUUAGAUAAGAAAGGAAACAGUUCCAACACUUGGCUUGUUCAUAUCACAUGGGACUGUGUCAACACUGUACUCUCAGGUAACUGACUACAAUCUGGGCUUGUUAUUUAAACCAGGCAGUAAUAGAGUAACAGGGUGAGAGGAAGAGGCACAGAGAGACCAGCAUAACAACCAAGUGCGGUUUCAAUUCAAGCAUUUCCAGCUGGGUGAGCGGGUUCAUGUUCAACUCUGAUGAGCCUCCAGCACCAUUCAGGGAACCCUGGGUAGGGAGUUCAAACUGGACCAAUCAGGUCUCAUUACCAUCACAACAACCCCACCGAUAGUCGUCAUCAGCCAAUGACCUACAUUCUCCAGAGUUACAUCACCACCGUGCUACUGCAGUGUACAUUACUGUAUCAGACACAGACAACAUCUCAGAAUCAAACUACUACUUUCUAAUGGUGCUCCAGUAAAAUAUAGUAUCUGUCUAUAUAUCCACGGCGGUUUCGGUUUAGGGGACACACUUGAACCAGAGCCGCCUCACUUGUUUUAGCCAUAUCAGGAACUUCAUCAGGAACUGGCCCAACUGUGCUGGCCCCAGUCUUAAGUACUCACUUUUUUUCUGAUUUCUACUGGUGUCUAAAUAGGUGACCAUGCCUAGCCUCUAGCCAUCCCUUAUCUUUGAAGUCAGAAGGGCAGUCCGACAGGGCUCACAUUUUUAUAUAUUAGGGACUGUUAAACAGGACAGCCUGGAGAACGGGCGAGCACUCGAGGGUGGGGGUGAGGGGGAGCGAGAGAUCAUCUGGAAGAGGAGAGAGGAAGUGGUGGCGCGGGAGAGGGCGGAGGCGUUGGAGAGACAGAGGUUGGCCGAGUACAUUGUGUGGAGGAAGAGAGAGGACUUCCAGGAGAAGCGAGGAGACAGAGAGAAGGGAGUCAAGAGUGCAGAGAAAGGGAACCAGCCUGUGCCAGAGGUAAUCUGGAAGAGAAGAGAAGAAGAAGAAGGUGGGGACGCAGGAAGGGAGAGAGCAAGGGCCAUUCAGAAAGGACAUGAAACCAUUUGGAGGAAGAGGGAGAGGGAGUAAGAGGGGAAUCCGGUGAGAGAUUUCGAGAACGCUGAAAAGUUGUGUUCAAGAAAGCGUGCGGUGUUGGAUUCUAGCCAUCCAUCAGUAAGCUUCCUCUCUCUUCUUUAGCGGUCGUGGGCUCCACUGAGCUCUGCAGGUGUUUGUUGUGGUAUCGACCAAUCGGAACUGUGUAUUGUGUGUGUGUUGCUGCCGUGUUGGUGUGUGCAAUCCCCUCGUUGGCUGCUAAUAGGAUUUUUAUGGGCCCAUGUCAAGAAGGAUAGAGCUGCCAAAGGGGAGCUGCUUCUCACAUGCAUGUAUGUGAACACGCCAACACACACACUAAGAGAUAAUCUAAGAAGCAUUGUGGGAAGUGAAGGUUUUAUACUGCCUCACAUGCAUUUAAACACGUCACAUAUAAGUGCAGUAAGACGUACAUGCAAGGGGGCGUUGAGAGACAAUCACUUGUGUUGAUUUUCCAUGGUGCUGGCGACAGCUGGAUAACUGGCCCUGGCUGAAAAGCUGUUAAACUGGGUCAAGAUACUCACAGAUAUUGUCUUACAUUAUGGCAAAAUGACCAAGAUGAACCUUCUUUGGAGAGCUAAAACCAUCAUCAGUCCUUGGAACACAAUGAACAUUAAAGCAGAUUUAAAAAAAGAACUGAUUACAACAUGAUCUGCACUGGUGCACUAAAAACAAACUUUUUUCAUCUGCAUCCAACCACUAACUGGGACACCCCACUUCUCCCUUGCGCCUUCUCUCAUCCUGAAAUCAUCGUGGGGAAAGCAGUUUGGGUUUGGUAUGAGCUGAGGACAGAAGACCCGGUACAUGGAUGCCGCUCUUCCGCUGAGAGAGACAGACAGAUGGCUGUGUGUCCUUUUAGAGAAAAACUUUGAUUACUAAGACAAAGACACUUUGAUUGAAUCACCAGAGCCUGCGAGGACUUGUGUGGAUAAAAAAAAAAACUGACGCUGCAGUUCAUUAUGGAGCUUGUCCCAAAAACCAAGUACACCCACUUUCGGAGUGAAUCGCUGAGCUCAACUGAUGAAACAAACUCCAAUCCAUCAUCAUUCCCUCCUUCCAGUCCUGCCACCCCCCUCACUCCCUCCCCUGGUCUACCUUCCUCUCUCUCCUCCUCGUCUCUCACUCCCAUCUUGCCCCCCUCUUCUCCACGCCCUGCCGAAAACAGCCCCACCACCCUUUGCUCCUUCUUCCCCAGGAUGGGAUCCCUUCGCCUGGGUGUCUCUGCCACUCUCCUACCAGGACUCAAGGCCUCGAGCAGACCGCUACAGCCUCAGGCACCCAUUGAGUCAUCAGGGGAUGACAGGAGCAGCUCGAGCUCCUCCCCUCCGCUCCAUAACCAGGUUUCCAAUCUAACUGCUCCUUCUCCUCCUCCUCGACCUCCCCUGCAGGACAUGAACCGGCUGGGAGGGGCGUCCAGGAGGGCACGAGUGGAAGGAGGGCAGCUGGGAGGAGAUGAGUGGACACGCCAUGGCUCCUUCGUCAACAAACCCACCCGCGGCUGGUUGCACUCGGACAGCGUGGUCAGCACCUCCGGUGUUUCCUACACUGUGCGGGUAAGUGAAUGUCACACUAUCUCUAAUCCCUGACCAAAAUAUACGAUCAGAUUUUCCUUUCCACUGCUGAAACACACUUUUUAGAAACUGACAGAAAUUAGGAAGUGGCAGCGCCGCUCUUUCCCCUGUUUAGUCGACUCGGUCCAACGGGGCUGUCAUGUAGGAAAUGUUUGAUGUUAAUGUGUCGACUUCCUGUUUCCUGGGCAGUACAUGGGUUGCGUGGAGGUGCUACAGUCAAUGCGAGCACUGGACUUCAACACCAGAACUCAGGUCACCAGGUGAGACCGCAUGCUAACUGUUUGUUGCUAGCUUGCCCUGAGUUUCAUGUCAUGUCUGGUUUGUGCCAGGACUGCUUCCGCUCUGCUUUGUUUGCAUAUAUAUCGUAAAUAUAAAAUGUGUGUUUGUGUGUGUGUGUGUGUGAGAAAUUAUGGGUGUGUGUGUGCAUGCCUUCAGCUCUCCCAGACCCUAAAUUAGAAUGUUCUGGAAUCCUGGUGGUUUCCUCCUGGUUUCCGUAGUGAUGUUUGUCUCCUUGGCAAAGACAAGUACAGUUGCCAAGGGGACUUAAACUCACCCCCACUCACCCACCCACCCACUCACCCACUUUUUCCGCCAGAUCUCAUUUAAUCCCCAUAAUUGUGAGUCCGGGAAGGUGUCGAGGGUUAAUGAUAUGCUAUUGCGACUCAUGUGUGUGGUUAUUGUUUCAGGGAGGCCAUCUCUGUGGUGUGUGAGGCAGUGCCCGGAGCCAAAGGAGCCCAGCGCCGGAGAAAAGUACAAACUACACACACUAUACACACACACAUACACCCUCACAGGACAUUAUUUAUUUAUACAGCUUAAGUGGGCGGCACUGGGAAGGGUUUUCUGUAAAGAGCUAGAUUUAGUCUGAUUGUCCACUCUGUGGUCAGUGGGCUAUUCUGUCACACACUCUCCCUCACACAUACACACACACACACACAUUUACAAGACUUUGAUUUAGGUUAAAUGUACCCGUUUGAAGUCAGCAGACGACAUGCACAUAAUUACCAAUCACUCUGUGGUCUCUGUGCGCCCCCCCCCUCCUUCCUGUCACAAGGGAGGCUGGAGAGGUAGGGUAGUAGCUUGUGUGGAGCCAGUGUCAAGCCAAGGAAGCACUCUGGAUUAGCAGACACAGCAGACAGUCUGCUGUUUAAAGACUGUGUGUGUCUGAGCACAGGCCUGCUGUACAACUAAAAACAUCCACCCAAACAGUCCAUAAAACAGGUGGCUAAAUCCAGCAGCCUGUUGCUAUAGAAGGUCUUUUUGACCAAGGAAUGUCUGGCAUUGCAGCACAGCAGACAAAACACAGUUAUAAGUUAUUAUGCAGUUAAACCAGAAUAGAUCCAACUAGUCUAGUCCCUUUGAUUUGGCUGGACUGAGGUUAAUGUGGCUGAGCACACGCAUCCCAUCCUGAUGCUGUGUCUCUCACAGCAUGGGCCAAAUAUUCUUAAGCAGAUAUGGAUGAAAGCCAUGAGGGCAGCAGCAGGAGGAUUGGGAUAAACAGUGCUGGCGCAGUCUGCGUGAUGCUCUUGGCCCAGCCUACAGUAUGCACACUGUCCUGUCUACUCCCCAUUGGUCACAGUUGGCCUUGGAGACAGGAUCACUUUCACAAUUGCAGCUGUUCUUCCACUCCCACACACACAGGCAUUUCCACACACACGCCCACUGGCUCAUGCACAGCCAGCGAGGACUCAAAGGACCACUAGGCCUUGUUAAAGAAAAAAAAAAAAACAUUACAUUGUUUUCUGUUUGUGCUCAUUGAUUGUUUGUUACUAACAGAGAGCAUCCUCCUCCUCCUCUGCAGCCUUCCUCUCGCUGUCUGACGUCUAUCCUGGGGAAAAGUAACCUGCAGUUUGCUGGCAUGACAAUCAGCCUGACCAUCUCUACCAGCAGCCUCAACCUGCUGGCCUCAGACUGCAAACAGGUUAGACCAAAACCAGCUGACCCAGGCUGCUGACGUGUGUGUGUUUUUAUUUUUUUCAAAACUUUACUUUUUUGUCAGCUUUGUCCCCAAAAAACAAGAGAUUUGAUUUUGAGUCAGAGAUCCAUCCAAGCAUUAAAGCUCAAUUUUAGCUAAGGGUGAGUUUUAUUUACACUGUUUAAGUCAGAGUUAAUCUUAACUUUUGGUUUGAAAUUAUAUGUCUGAGAUUUUUUUUUCUAUUCACAUCUUUCAAAAUUUGUUUCUUUUUUUAUUUAUUACUAUUUUUCACUAUUUCAUGUGUAUUAACCAGAAUUUUCUCCCCAAAUUUGUUUAAUUAGUUUAAUUGUACUUCCUACUGCUUUUACUGACCAAACAGUAAUGAAAACAGACUUUGUUUCUGUAAUGCUUUCAUUUGAACAACAUACAACUACUUAUCUUUACAACCUCAAAUCUAAAAAUAAAGUUAGGGAACUGCGUAAAAUGUUGAUAAGAACAAGAUUGAAGGUUUGUAAAUCGUUUGAAGGUAAUCAUUUGUGGGCAAAAACAACAUCUGAAAUGUUGAAACUGAAAAAUUGAAGAAGAAAAAAAGUGCCAUUUUGAAUUUGAUGUCAGCAGCAUGUUUCAAAAAAUCUGAGAGAGUAUGAUUACCUAUGUGUCACAUCACAGUGUUAUAGUUUUAUUGAGCACACUUUGCUGCCUAAAGUGACUUACAUCUGAGAGUAAGUACAACAUCAGCAAAUAUUUAGACAGCAGGAAACAGCAGGAGUAAGUGCCACAAACUCCCUCAACUGCUAUCAGACAACAGAUGUAUGGGAACCAUGGCAACAUCUUCUGGAGCUUUGAAAGGAAAGUUUUGUCUCUUUCUUGCCUGAUCUUGCUUAAAAGUUCAGGGUCUACUUUGUUAUAUUCUCCGUCUGAUGCCCUUAAUGUUUUCAGUGGGUGAAAACUCAGAACUGUAGACAGGCCAGUUUAGCACCCUGACUCAUCUACUUCCUCUAUACAUGAAGAAAGUGGUUUGACAUUGUCUGGUGGUAGCGCAUAGAGCUGUAAACUCAGAGAUUCCAGCCAUCCAGUCUAGGUUUUUUGCUGAAAUUGUUGAUUUAUUUGCUCACAUUUUUACAGAGUGGUCAACCUAUCCCUGUCUUGACUUUUAAGAGCCUGGGCUUCUCUUGAAUGUCCUUUUAAUGCCCCGCCUUGUUACUCACCUGGUGCAAAUGAACCCAAAUACCUGGUUAAUAUUCCUUCAGGUGUUUUCGUUGGCAUUGCUCAUCCUUAACGUCCGACGUGAAGCACUUUUUAAGCUUUUUAAAAGGUGCAAUACAGCCAAAUAAGGUGUCAUUCUUAAAGUUUAACCUUUUCAAUGUUUUGCUGUCCCAACCUUUUUGAAACACGUCGCUGGCAUCAGCAACAAAACUGUGCAGCUCCAACAUUUCAUAUGUUUUCUUUGCACUACUUUCAGUUUAAUAUAGAGUUUAAAAUAUUUGUGAACCAUCAAAUCAUUAAAUUCUGUUUUGUUUUUUUGGAGGUAAAGGUAUAUCUGUGUGUUAUGCCCUUUUGGGAUGUCCAGGGGAUUCCCAGAUAUAAUUAGAGCCGCUCCACUCUGUUUGCCUCACAUUUCCUGAGUGCUGCACAAAUGCACCCUCUUACCAUCGUCUUCAUUUCUGCAUUGCGUGAGGAUAGGAAGUGAUCCUCCUCCAAGACCUCUAAUUAGUUAAUAGCUGCUGAACAAUGUUUGUUUCUCUGGUGAGAUGGUACACACAAAGAGCCAAAAAGAAAAAAUACCAGGCUCGCACUAUAUCAAUUCACAAAUUAAGCCACAGAUAUAGACCACACAUUUUGCAUGGAGCAUUAGCUGAAGUGUUAAAGUUAUUGAUUUGACAUGGGCGGGUUUUGCAGACUGUUCAAAUGGAGUUCCAGACGUGCGUUGUCCCUACUUAGUUUGUAUCUCUGCUGCAGCUCGUGUCGCUCGAUGGAGGAAAAAGCACUUUUCUCAGUAAUGAUUCUACAUUUGUCUCUCCAUCCACAUGCUUUCAUCUCACUUCCCACAUACUUCAUGUCACCCACGUGCUCUCCUUCUGUCUCUCCCUCUCUCUUUCUUUUCUCUCUUUUCUCCACAGAUAAUCGCCAACCAUCACAUGCAGUCUAUCUCCUUCGCUUCUGGAGGAGACCCAGUGAGUCACCCAACACUCUCUCUCUCUCCCUCUCUCUCUCUCUUUCAGCUCAAAUCUCACUCUGGCUUUUUUCCAUCUUUUCUUCAGCCUGCAUAUCCUUCCUUCCUGUCUUCUGUCAUCGUGUAUUCCUAUCAAUACCACUCACUCCAUAGCUGCCUCGCUGAUUUGCAGUCCUACUCAACCAGGCUUGAGCUCAUCACUUCCUGUCGUUUCUCUUUCAGCUGAAUGUAUGUUUCUAACUCCUGUCACGAGUGCAGCUUCUGCCUUAUCUCUUUUCUUCUUUUUCUUCUUUCAAACCUCUCUUGUCUUUAACCUGCCCCUCACUUUUUCUCUUCCAAUCAUAUUUUCUCCCCCCAUCUUCCCUGACUGUCUUCGCCUGUCUCCCUCAGGAUACUGCCGAGUAUGUAGCAUAUGUGGCCAAAGAUCCAGUCAACCAGAGAGGUGAGCAGAGACAGCUGCAUGACAUCUUUUUCCAGGCAGCUGUCACCUGUAUGAACUCUGACAGACAGCCUUCACUGUCCUCUAAUCCCAUCAGAUGAUUGAACAGGUUUUCAGAUUGGGCUUGAAGCAGAUUCUGUAAAUGUAGACUUCUAGGCCAUUUUACUGAAAUACAAACAAAUCCCAUUGAACCAGUGCCGUGUCUUUCCAAUCCUUACUCCCUUUUGAAUUUGAUGCACCGCCCACUGGAGCUGCAGUGUGCAGACAGAAGGAAGGAACAGUAUAUUAGCAUUAAAUUGGCUUAGCAAGAAACAGGACUGUUUUUAAAUUUAGAACAGAGUCUGCUUCAUUCAUUUCUAGGUUGUCAGUGUAACAUUUCCACUUUUAAAGUCAAAGAAAAUUAUAUUUUUUCAGCUGGUUUUUGCUCUAAAAUGAUUCUAGGAUGACAAUAAAUAUAUUUGCUGGGAAUGUUGGACAUUUCAUUUAGUAAAAUUAAGAUCCAGCAACACCUACUCUUAAUGUUAUUCAUGUUGUUUUCGCUAUUUUCCAAAUUGAUUUAAAACAAGAAUACUGUCUGUAAAAGACACACGCUGUCCUUGUCUGUGUUCCCGGUCUUUGCAUCCAUGGAAACGAUUGAGGUGUUCCUGAAAUAUAAAACUCAGCCUGCAGCCGUAUUUCAUUGAAGUACAUGUUGCUGUAGCUACCUCCUAAGACAUCUAAGCCUCCUUUCCUACAGCAUGUCAUAUCCUGGAGUGUUCAGAGGGUCUUGCCCAAGAAGUCAUCAGCACCAUCGGUCAGGCUUUUGAACUCCGUUUCAAGCAGUACCUAAAGAACCCUCCAAAACUGGUCACACCACAUGACAGGUGAAUAUUAAAAAUGUUCCCCACAUGAGGCUCGAAAACACGAGCGUCUGUUUGAUGUCUUUCAACUUAAACGCAUGUUUUUCUUGGCUUCCACCCUUGUCUCCCAGAAUGGCUCCGUUUGACGGCUCUGCAUGGGAAGAAGAAGAUGAUGAGGCUGCUCCACCCCCUGACGUCCCUUACUAUAAUCAUUUCCCUGGAAAACAGCCUCCCCCUGGUGGCCUGAUCGACAUGAGGACCCGCCCAGGGGCCACGCUGGUGAGAGGCAUGCACACAAACACAAGGACGAGGAUGAGACACUCAUGCCCGUUUCAACACAUCUCAACGCUGUUUUUACACAGCAAUUCAAGGAAGGAUAUUUUUAUUUCUUCCAAGUCUUGAAUCAGAGUUGCCUUAUUCAUAGACCAGAGAAUUAAAAUGUAAGAGUCAAAAGAAAUAAUAGCUCCUCUUUGCUUCCUCUUUCAAUGGGAUUCAUUUCUGCAUGUACACACGACUGUGCCUUCCUGUGGCUCAUCAUUUACAUGACAUGCCUCUUUGUUUGCAGCCUUAUGGACAGCCCGGUCAGAAUGACAUUCACAAGCAGCCUCUGCCUCCCCUACCAGGUUAGCCCUGCCUCCACUCGUCUGUUUUCAUCUCCUUCUAUCAGUCUUUAUAAGCCACAGUUUUCCUUUUCUUUCCCGCCUUUGAUGUGCUUUAUCUCGCUUUUACUUAAAUCGCUAUUUAAUAUGCAUGGCUGAUUGGGAAAUAGGAAUGUGUGCCAAGGUCAUUGAUGUCUUCUCUUUCCUCUUUCCUAGUGGGUGCCAAAGAAGGAGGACGGGAACUCUUUGAUGACCCUUCAUACGUCAAUGUGGAUAAACCCCGCCCCCCAGUUGCAGCUAAUGGAAAUGCUCACAGAGAUGCUUUUGACAUGAGUAAGAGCCUGUUGGAUAUUUCACACCAGUGCUUGCUAAAAAAAAAAUGAAGCAAGCUGAUUUUUUUUAAAGCAGUGGAAAAGAGUGGCAACAUGCCUCCUUGUAAAAAUUCUGCGUGGGGUUAAAUCAAAAUGACCAAAAUAACUUGUAGCUCCAAUGUGCAUUUCAGCAUGUAAAGAGAGUGGGGGUUAAUUAGUAACGAAGAAGACAAGCAGAGCGUUGUGAACUGUACGUUCCAUAUGACAGGCUAAUUGAAGAGUGGAGCUGCUUACAGAAGGCAGCCUUGGAGGAAGAUAAGGGAAUUAGAGUGCUUUUGUCCAUUACAGGGGCAUUUAUGGAACAUGAUUGGUUGACUGAGUAAAGCUUUUCACAUUAAAGACACAGUCCACUGUCAGUGCACAACACACAGCUGCUAGAGCACUUCUUUCAACUCCAGUCAGUUUGGUUCAACAUAACGAUUCAAACCUGGUGUUUAAAUUCCUCAGUUUAAUUCAAAUGGAUGUUUUUAUUUCUCCAGAGCCAUUUGAUGAUGCCCUUGGGGUCUCAGGCCAAAGUGGUCCUAGCUCAGCGGCAGCAGUGCCCCCUCUAGUGCAGCAGCUUCAGUGUGAGACCUGGUUCCACGGUAGCUUAAGUCGCAGGGAGGCAGAGAGGCUGCUGACCCGAGAUGGAGACUUCCUGGUGAGGGAGUCUGGGACCACGCCAGGGCAGUAUGUCCUCACUGGACAGCAGGGGGGUCAGGCCAAACACCUGCUGCUAGUGGACCCAGAAGGAGUGGUAAGUCAGGGAGCGGGAAGGGAGGAAGAAACAUGAUGGGGUAACACUUUACAAUGAUCAUGACUUAUUAAUGGUAAAUAGACCAUGUAUAAACGGUAAGCAGAUAGUUUAUUUAUGUUUGAUCAUCAUUUAUAAAUAGCAUGUAGACCAAUAAUUAAUUGUAAAUUUUAAAAAUUUAAAAAACCUAAUCCUUACAAUAACCAUCUAAGUAUGUUUAUAGGUGAUUUAUAGACUAAUUAUUAAUCAUUUACAAAGUAUUACAAACAUCAGUUGCAACUUUAUAAUAACCAUCUAAGUAAUUUUUAUAGAUGGUUUAAAAAACAAAUAAUCACCAUCUACAAAGUGCUACUGACACACAUUUUAAUCUGGAUGUUUUAAAACUAAUAUUUAAACGCUAUAUAAACCUUUAAUAAAUAGUCCAUUAAAAACUAAUGAAAAUUAUUAAUCAUAAUUCCACUGCUUUUUAAUGGUAAAGUAACUAUUAAUAACUAUUAAUUUUAACAUUAAUAAACUAUCUAUUGGCCAUUUAUAAUUGGUCUGUAUGCUGUUUUUAAACAAUAAUUAAACAUUAAUAAACUAUCUAUUUACCAUCUAUAAAUUAUGGUUAUUGUAAAUUGUUACCCAUGAUGGUAUGAGGGUGUUUGUGUUCAAACUUCUCUUUGAUCUGUUCUUUAUUUCGUCUUUUAGGUCCGCACCAAAGACCACCGGUUUGAAAGUGUGAGUCACCUCAUCAGUUACCACAUGGACAACAGACUCCCCAUCGUGUCAGCUGGUAGCGAAGUGUGUCUGCAGCAACCAGUGGAGCGCAGGGCCUGAUGCUACACACACCAAAAUAAGAAAAAAUACUCCACCAAAUAUAGACACACUCCUACAGCCAUUUGACACAAGACAACCAUUAUGCUCAGUCACACGAAGCAACACUACACUUUACACAUUCAAGAAUAUAAAUGCACAAACCAUCACAAAGGAAGCCAAAAAAAAAAAGAAAGAAAGAAAGAAAUCACCGUUUUCUCAGCUAAAUCACUCUCAUGCUGCUGUUGCUACAUAUUUCUGUCCUAUCUGAAACUGAACUGAAACUGUGACUUCCAGUCCUCCACUCCAACAGCUAUCAGGCGCAUCCCUCCAUGAUGGAGAAGUACUGCUGCAAUUUCUCUACAGCCUACUGUGAACCAGGGAGGAGCCCUUAUUUCAGAACAGGGCAGAAAAAAAAUGCAAAUUUUUUUAAGUACAUCAAAUCUUAUUGUGUGACUAUGAAAAAAAAAAACAUUUUACUAACACAUGGAAUCGUGUCAAAAAAAAUAUGGAACUGACACCUGAAAAAAAGGAAUAUAUAUGGGACAUUGAAUGAGAUUUAUGUGCUAUUGAGCAUGUGAUCUUUUAUUUUGGGGGAUUUUUUUCCCCUCAGACUUGCUGGAGCAUAUCAGGCAAAAAAAAAAAAAAAGAGAAAAGAAAAAAAAAACCUGAACGGUUCGAUGAUUCUUUAUUUGAGAGACUGAACCAGGCUCAAACAUAAACACUCCCCUCAUGUGUCACUGCAGCACUUCAGCAGCAAACCUGACUGUAACAAUCCUGCCUGGGGAAUAUGCAUUAAAAAAAAUGCUUCCGAUCAUAAUCAGGAGGGCCACCUUAACCCCCAACCACUCCCUUUUUAUGGACCUUUGAACUUUGACCCGUGGAGUGACAGCUGGUGGUGAGGAAAGCCUGUAUGCAAAACUGGAGACUGCUAUGCCAAUGAUCAUUUUAUAUGUUCUGUUUUUUAAAAUCUGUUAUCUUGGGACUCAUUACUCAUUGGACAUUCAGAGAUCAGGAGAAUCGAAGCAGCUGUUACUCCGUAAUCCUUCUGUCAACACGGAUACACCUUUACUACACAUGCGGUCUGCACCACCUGUCAUGCCAAAGAACAUGAACUUGGUCGCUAACAGAUAAAGCCAUGACGAUAAUCCACAGUGAUCUGUUUCGUGUGCUAACAGCAUGAGGAGCAUACUUAAAAAGCAGGAAUAUAACAAUGAGACUGUUUUAAAGGGGAAUACAUCAUAUCAAAGUUUUGAAAUGUCGCCUACAAACACAAUAUCUUGUACGUUUUGAGAGGCAUAGAGUAGAUCAAAGACCUGUUGCUUUAUGUUGACUCUUUUCUAUGUGUUUGCAUUGACAAUCUAUGGGUUCUAUCUUUACGAUCUUGUGAUCUGUAAUUGAGGGAGAGUAAGUAACGGAGACCCCUUUAAAUGACAGGCCGAGCCUUUCUCCAGUCCAUAUUUUUGGGGUUGGCAGAUUUGGAAAUGGUUUUCGUCAGUGAACUGGGACAAGAGUGAGGACUUGAAACUCGAGGGAUUCGUUUCGUGAAAGCAGGUUUAGAGACAAUGGCAGCACUCCAGACAGGAGCAAAAGUCAUCUGUGUGUAUGUUUCUAAGAUGAAUAUGUAAAUUACACAAGUGCAUAUUAACACAAAAAAGUCAAACACCCUUUGAGUCUGGUCAACGGAGGGUGUUCACUUCUACCAAACUAAUAAUGCAGGAAUUUAUACGAAUACAGAGAUUUGGACACAGUUCAUUCAUGAAUCAUGAAAAGUGAAUUCAAAUGAAACAACCUGACAUUUUACUCUUUAACAAACUAACAUGAAAGAAACUGGAACUGCUCCUGUUUCGAAUUGGCCAAUUGUUGUCUGCCUGCGUUCACCAAAUACACCCCUUCUGAUCUGCUGUGAUUCUCUGACCGGAAACAUGUCUGUAUCUUUUGGACCCAUAUCAUGUGGACUUUAGUAAGACUAAAUUCAGUGACCUUUGAAGAAUGUUGAACAGUCUGAGCAAUGAGUCUGAAGUGUGCUGUAGUAACUGGUAAUGUAAUGUUUGUGUACAGUGAUGUUGCUUUAUUUUUUAAUCACUCGAGGGAAUACUAUCCUUUUUUAAAGUGAUCAAAAAGAGUGGGUCGGGGCUAAUUAAACAUAAGGACAUACAUGUUUUCAGAGCAUUGCUAAUGAUACAAUGUUAAGCCAAAUGUUGCUCCUCAGCUUGCAGUUUUCACAAACUUAAGAGGAUGUGAGAGGGGAGAAGUCCACCGUGUUAUUUCUCCUCCUCCUCUCUUAGUUCAUGGUGUUGUUUUUUUAAUGUCUGUUUUAAUCGUGCCUUGUUUCUUCAAUGCAGUCACGUCACUUCAAUGCAGUCACCUUAUGUACUUAACUCAAAUGUAGUCGCCUACAGGAGAAUUUCAACACAAGCCUCUCAGUUAAACAAAGACACUGCAAAAACGACACUCCAAUAGACACACAAUGACAGAUCCAGUGAUGGCAAUCUCCUCUGAUGCACAUUCUUGCAUUAAGCUUUUGGUCACAGAUACUUGAUGUCACCAAUUUGGAGGGAUCUUUCUUGAACAUCUGUAAAUAACAUCCAUCUUUGCCUGGUCAGCAUAGUGUUGGAAUAUUGUCUCCAUAGUUGUGUAUUUAAUGGUAAGCAACGCAAAGCCAGACAGCAAGCACUCUUAGCGCUUCAAGCCAACUAAACUCGUCAAAGAAGAUCGAGGCCAAACUUUAGACAUGAGAAGGGAUCGUUCAACCUAACUCUCUACUAGUGCUGAGACCCCAAAGUGGGCUCACAUGCCCAGUCUUACAUGUGAACGCACACAUGCUUGAGUGAAAGCUGGGUCAUUCAGACGCACACACACACACACACACACACUGCUGCCUGUUCAGGUGUUUGUAGGUCAGAGAGAGGAAAGUCAGAGCUUCAAGUUCUGCAGUUGAUAUGUGUGCCUGUUUGUUUGUGUGUGUGUGUGUGUGUGUCCUGGAACAGACCCACCUGAUCCUCUCCAUUAUUAGUGAAUUUGUCGUGUGUAAUCAUUGCUCUUCACAGAUGCCUUUGUUGCAUGAAAAUCCUUUCUCUUGUUUGUUGUUGCUGUUGUUGUCGUCGUUGUUAAUGGUGGUGGUGGUGGUGUUAUAGUGUUGAUAAUGCUGUUGUAUUUUUUUGAUUUUUGAAAGCCAAAGGUUCCUUUUGAAUAGUGUGCACAGAUAUUGAUUUUUACUUUGUAUAUGUUCCUGUUUUAAUACUGUUUUUGUUUGUUUUUAGGGAAACAUGUUGGUUUACACCUGUAUCUGAAAAUAUAGAUUGCAUAUAUAAAUACAUUUAUCAUUCAUCCCUUA